AUGUCUUGGCUCAAGGAAAUGGCAGGUGGGGAAGCACCUGCGCCGUACAAGGAGCCUGCUGGUCCUUCAGAAGCCAAAGUCAAGGACCCGGCCAUUCCUAAUAGAAUGGUUUCCACCAAAACUGCCAAUAAACCCUUCCUUGCAUAUAAGGAAUAUCGCGAGAAACAGGAACGGCUUCACAACAAGUGGGUGGAAAAGAAGAAGGAGCGGGAUGAGAAGAUAGCUCGAGGCGAAAAGGUUGGACCACUUGAACGUGAUCCAACAGCCGAAGAAGAGGUUGGCCUACUGGGGUUGCUCAAGUUCCUGGUGUACCUCCUUCUCUUCGUUGCCUUGACUGGCAAAUUCAUCACGGGUAGCUAUCUCUGGGAGUCGGACAGCAAGUGGCUCCACCUGAAGACAUACAUACCUACAAACCAACGAUUGUUUUCCGAACGCCAGUUGGCUCUGUUCGAUGGGUCGGAUCCGAUGAAACCUAUCUACUUAGCCAUUGACGGCGACGUCUACGAUGUAUCAAGUGGGAAGGCCUACAAACCCGGAGGGUCGUAUCAUAUCCUCGCUGGCGUUGAUGCGGCGCGGGCCUUCGCUACCGGAUGCUUUGUGGACCACCGAACGCACGAUAUUCGGGGUCUAAGUGAACGAGAAUUGAAGGGCCUACAACAUUGGAAGACCUUCUUCGCGGAGCACAAGACGUACACGAAAGUCGGCAAGGUAUCACAUCCACCCAUUGACCCUGCUAGUCCGAUCCCGGAGAGUUGCCGAACUCCAAAGGGAGACAAGAAAGAGGCGGAAGCGAAACAGACGAAGCCCGAUGAAGCUCAACCGAAGCCCCCUUCACAUACGCAAUCGAAACAACACGCUGAACAUCAAGAGCUCUGA
Pleurotus ostreatus (oyster mushroom) is the source of this 876-nucleotide messenger RNA. RefSeq lists its product as uncharacterized. The record is from RefSeq and is a predicted model, not a curated record. NCBI's taxonomy places the organism in Eukaryota, Fungi, Basidiomycota, Agaricomycetes, Agaricales, Pleurotaceae. Gene Ontology annotation, cellular component: membrane; endomembrane system. The transcript is spliced from 6 exons. Bases 1 to 876 code for a protein of 291 amino acids.